AUGGUCAGCUUUUGCUGUCCGAAGUAUGCCGCCAUCUUCGUUUUCCUGGCUGUGUUUGUCUUCUUCUUUGUGCUUUUUAACACGGACGUCCUGGAGUUUCAGCAUAAAGGAAGCCCCACCGUUCCUUUCCCAAGACGUCACUUCACUCACCGCUUCUGCAGCUUUGAGCCGCUGUCCCCUGAGGAUGCUCUGGAGGAACGCCUCCUAUUAGACUCCAUUGCUUGGCCCGAAACUCCAUCCUUGCCAGCUCCUCUUUCCCUGGAGCAGACCACUGACCCUGCCCACAGCAGGUUCACUGUUCUCCCAGAGAGGGGUGGACAACAGUGGCACGUAGGGGAUCAGCUGGAGGUUAUGAUCAAAAUGUACGACUUCCGGGGACGUCCCAAGAAGUCUGGGGGUGACGUCUUACUUGCCAGUCUGCACAACCGAGCACUUGGUGCAGGUGUGGCUGGGAAAGUGUUGGAUCAUCUCAAUGGCUCCUACUCGGCUGUAUUUUCUUUACUCUGGGAGGGAAGCGCACAGGUUGCGGUGACACUGGUUCACCCCAGCGAGGCUGUCACAGUGCUGAAGAGGCUAAACAGAGAACAGCCAGAUAGGAUUCGUUUCCAGAGUGUCUUCCGCUCAGGCUCAGUCUCUGAAACUACCACCUGUAAUGUCUGCCUGCGUCCGACAGCGCAGCCACAGUGUAACUUCACUGACCUCACUACAGGUGAGCCCUGGUUUUGCUACAAGCCAAAGAACCUGAGCUGUGAUACCAGGACCACCAGCUACAUGAAAGGGUUUAAAGGGAAACUCGAGGCUAAUGAGGAUAAGCUCUUUAAAAGUGAUAUUAACAUGAAAGUCUCAAUUCGAGCUUCAGGGUCUUCCAAUGUCACCGUGUUGCCAAAAAAUGAAGAUCAACCGGAGGUGAAGAGCAAUAUUGUGCAGUCUGGACCUGUUGGCUAUUACUACAAGGAUGUGUGGCAGUCAGUAAGUGGCCCCACAGUCCGCCAGUUCAACAGUCCUUCUGUUAUCAACCAAUGUCUGAAAGGCAAGGUGGUCCACCUGUAUGGAGACUCUACCGUCAGGCAGUGGUUUUUUUAUCUCAACCAAGCACUACCAGAUCUCAAGCAGUUUAACCUGCACAGUUCAGUCAGAGUCGGACCUUUCAUGGCCUUAAACUAUGCAGACAACAUUUUGGUGACGUACAGAUUCCAUGGUCCUCCUGUCUGCAUGUCUGACAGCGUCCCAGCUAUCGAACUGCACUACAUUGCCAAUGAAAUAGACCGUUUAGUCGGCGGAGCUAACACCGUUGUAGUUUUUGGCAUCUGGGCACACCUCAGCAGUUUCCCCACCGAGCUCUACAUCCGACGGCUGCAGAACAUCCGCAGGGCAGUGGUGCGGCUGCUGGACAGGGCUCCAGACACUCUGGUUAUAAUUCGGACUGCAAACCCCAGAGCUUUGACGCCCUUUAUUGUACUGACCUACAGCGACUGGUAUUCGAUGCAGCAUGACAAGGUGCUCAGGGCCAUGUUCAAAGGGCUGAAUGUUCACCUGGUAGAUGCCUGGGAGAUGGUCUUGGCCCACAGCCUGCCUAAUAACCUCCAUCCACAACCUCCCAUUAUUAAGAAUAUGAUCAAUGUCAUCUUGUCCUACAUAUGCCCUCAAAAGAGCACCGUCCUGUACGAGCUGCUGUAUGAAGACGUCUUUAAAGUGGACCGGAGCUUGCUUGGUACGUGUCAGCGGUCCAGCCGAGCCAACGACCUCCUGAGCGACGACAACAUGGCCGCCUGCCUCAGCAGCGACGAGUCCGACCUCGACGGCAACGAGCUGCUCUGUGGUAUUAACAUGAAAGUCUCAAUUCGAGCUUCAGGAUCUUCCAGUGUCACUGUGUUGCCAAAAAAUAAAGGAUGUGUGACAGUCCGCCAGUUCAACACUCCUUCUGUUAUCAACCAAUGUCUGAAAGGCAAGGUGGUCCACCUGUAUGGAGACUCUACCGUCAGGCAGUGGUUUCAAUAUCUCAACCAAGCACUACCAGAUCUCAAGCAGUUUAACCUGCACAGUUCAGUCAGAGUCGGACCUUUCAUGGCCUUAAACUAUGCAGACAACAUUUUGGUGACGUUCCAAUUCCAUGGUCCUCCUCUCCGUUCUUCCAGCGUCCCAGCUAUCGAACUGCACUACAUUGCCAAUGAAGUAGAACGUUUAGUCGGCGGCGCUAACACCGUUGUAGUUUUUGGCGUCUGGGCACACUUUGGCACUUUCCCCACCGAGCUCUACAUCCGACGGCUGCAGAACAUCCGCAGGGCAGUGGUGCGGCUGCUGGACAGGGCUCCAGACACUCUGGUUAUAAUCCGGACUGGAAACCCCAAAGCUGUGACGCCUGCUGUUGCACUGUCCAACAGCGACUGGUAUUCGCUGCAGUGUGACAAGGUGCUCAGGGCCAUGUUCAAAGGGCUGAAUGUUCACCUGGUAGAUGCCUGGGAGAUGGUCUUGGCCCACCGCCUGCCACAUAACCUCCAUCCACAACCUCCCAUUAUUAAGAAUAUGAUCAACGUCAUCUUGUCCCACAUAUGCCCUCAAAAGAGCAGUUAG
Molecule: messenger RNA, 2571 nt
Organism: Scomber japonicus (chub mackerel)
Lineage: Eukaryota; Metazoa; Chordata; Actinopteri; Scombriformes; Scombridae
Product: NXPE family member 3-like
Exons: 10
Coding region: 1-2571 (856 amino acids)
Source: RefSeq, a predicted model, not a curated record